AUGACUUCUCCGGAUAUUCAAAAAGAUAUUGUAAGUUCUUGUGCAAAAGAAAUGGUGAAAGCAAUUAUUGAAGACUUAAAUGGGGAUUACUUUGAAAUUUUGGUUAUGAGUCUAAAGAUAUUUCUCAUAAGGAACAAAUGGCACCUGUUCUGCGACACAUCCGCAAAGUUGUUGAAAGAAGCGAUCUACUAUUCACUUUUAGAUCAUUCUUUGAGUCGAUCCCAAAUACGGGGACAAGGUUACGAUGGAGCUAGUAACAUGCAGGGAGAGAUUAAUUGCCUUAAAACUUUGAUUUUGAAAGAUAAUUCUUCAGCAUAUUGCAUACAUUGCUUUGCUCAUCAGUUGCAAUUGAUUCUUGUAGCUUUUACAAAGAAACAUGAUGAUGUGAAUAAUUUUUUUGACAUUCUUGCUAAUGUUUUAAAUAUUGUUGGAGGUUCUUUUAAGCGCAAGGAGAUGCUUCCAGAUGAUCAAGCUGAAAAAUUAAAGGAAUUACUAGUGCUUGGUGAAGUUCAUACGGGAAGUGGAUUAAAUCAAGAACUUGGACUUCAAAGACCCGGUGAUACCCGUUAG
Molecule: messenger RNA, 570 nt
Organism: Capsicum annuum
Lineage: Eukaryota; Viridiplantae; Streptophyta; Magnoliopsida; Solanales; Solanaceae
Product: zinc finger MYM-type protein 1-like
Exons: 2
Coding region: 1-570 (189 amino acids)
Source: RefSeq, a predicted model, not a curated record